This is a messenger RNA of Racocetra persica, 168 nucleotides long. The record is from the annotation of a GenBank genome assembly. Lineage: Eukaryota; Fungi; Glomeromycota; Glomeromycetes; Diversisporales; Gigasporaceae.
UAUCUGAAACUUUACCUAAUAAUGCCUCUGGUUAUCUCAAGGUUGAGAUGGUAAAAGAAAACCCAAUUUUCGAUGUAAGGAACUGGAACUUGAGAAAACGUAAGAAUCCUAAAACCAAAGUAGACUUCCAAUUAUGUGACAAGCAGAAUAGGGUUGGUGAAGCUCUAA